This is a messenger RNA of Sclerotinia sclerotiorum 1980 UF-70, 1497 nucleotides long. RefSeq lists its product as hypothetical. Gene Ontology annotation, biological process: mRNA splicing, via spliceosome. The record is from RefSeq and is a predicted model, not a curated record. Gene Ontology annotation, molecular function: zinc ion binding; RNA binding. Gene Ontology annotation, cellular component: spliceosomal complex; nucleus. Lineage: Eukaryota; Fungi; Ascomycota; Leotiomycetes; Helotiales; Sclerotiniaceae. The transcript has 2 exons. The coding region runs from base 1 to 1497 and encodes 498 amino acids.
AUGAUAUUAGAGGAGCAAAGAUUCCUCCAUGAGGAUCUUGAAAGGCUUGAACAAGGCAUCGCUGAUAGAGUAGUUGAGGACCCAAAACAGGUUCGAGAACGAUUGAAUAGAGAUCAUCAAAUUUCAAACUUCCUCGAUCGGAUUCAAGAUCAAUCCAAACGAUUACUAGACAUAUACAAAGAUGUAAAUGGGGCACGAAGUAAAGAGAUUCAAUCCAUAUCGACAGGUGAACCACUGGAAGAAUUUUACAAGCAGCUUGGGGAAAUUAAGAGUUUUCACCAGAGAUACCCCAAUGAACCAGUGGAGAAUCUCGAAAAAGCCUACAAGAAGAAGGCACUUACAGAGGGGGAGACUGCGACUUCGGAAAUCGACAACAUGUUCACUGGAGAGGAAGCUUUUGGACGAUUCCUAGACCUCACUACCAUACACGAAUUAUUCCUGAACCUCCCCAACAUCAAACGCCUAUCCUAUUUACAAUACCUGGACAAUUUUGAUUCAUUCGCGCCUCCAACAUGUCCCGUCAAGCGUCCGGAUAAGAUGACCGACCAAUACUUCACAUACGUUGGAGAAUUAGCAAAUUAUCUGGAAAGUUUCAUGCGUCGAACAAGGCCAUUGGAGAAUCUGGAUAAAUUGUUUUUGAGCAUCGAGGAAGAUUUCGAUAAGGCAUGGAAGGAUAACGACGUUCCUGGAUGGAAACUAGAGAUUACAGCACCGGUAAAUGGAUCGAGUACGUCUGGAAUAUGGUGCGCAGAUUGUGAGAAGGAAUUCAAGAAUGAGAAUGUCUACAAAGGCCAUUUACUAGGAAAGAAGCACGUCCGAGCUGCGGAAGCACGGGCAGCACGAAUGGCGGAAACAGGAGAAGACAGCAAUGGUGCUGCGCAGCCAACAUCAUCUGUGUCCCGCCUAAAGGAACGUGCCAUAGCAGAGCGAGAAUAUAGGAUCAGACGUCUCGCUGCUGCUAUGACACAAGAAAGAAGUGAUACUCGAGUCAACAUAGAACGAAAACAAGGUAUGACCGAACGUGAACGACAAAUGGAGCUUGAUUCAUUAUUCGCUGAGUCAUCAUCUGCGGCACCUCGAGAUGGAGAUUCUGAUAGCGAGUCAGAUGGGGAUGAUAAGAUUUAUAACCCGCUGAAGCUGCCAUUAGCUUGGGAUGGAAAGCCGAUUCCUUUCUGGCUUUACAAACUCCAUGGACUCGGAGUUGAAUUCAAAUGUGAGAUUUGUGGAAAUUAUGUUUACAUGGGCAGAAGAGCCUUUGACAAACAUUUCAACGAGGCUCGUCAUAUCUAUGGUCUGAAGUGCUUGGGUAUCACAAAUACGACACUAUUCCGUGAGAUCACGGGGAUAGAAGAUGCGUUGAAGCUGUGGGAUAAAUUGCAAAGGGAAAAGAAGAAGGGCAAAACGGAAGAAACUGGUGUCGUUCAAAUGGAGGAUGCGGAAGGAAAUGUUAUGCCAGAAAAGGUUUACUACGAUUUACAAAAGCAAGGCUUGCUAUAG